Molecule: messenger RNA, 3653 nt
Organism: Amphibalanus amphitrite
Lineage: Eukaryota; Metazoa; Arthropoda; Thecostraca; Balanomorpha; Balanidae
Product: serine proteinase stubble-like
Exons: 10
Coding region: 412-1764 (450 amino acids)
Biological process (GO): proteolysis
Molecular function (GO): serine-type endopeptidase activity
Source: RefSeq, a predicted model, not a curated record
CAUGCCGCGCGGCGUGCCGAGUAACGCCUCGGCAACGGAGAGUGAAACCGGCCGCGCCGCGCGGAGAAAGUCGCCGCCGCUGACUGACCCACAUGCGUGCGGCGCGGCUGGCAGCGGACGGUCGCCACUCGCCCGCCGUUGUCCGCCCCGACCGGAGAUCAGCGCGCGCCCGGGAGCCGAGCGCCGUGACACGUGACCGUGAGCGAGCGGCGGAGACGAGUCACCCGUGGCACCCCAGCGCGCCGCCGCGCCGUGACGCCGACUGAGUGACCCUGACCGCGCCCAGUGGAAUGUGCCAGUGACCUUCUGUGACCUGCUGUGACCUGCUGUGACCUCGUGCCACACGCUGCCAGGCCCCAGACGGCCGACAGCCUAUGCCGAGAGAGAGGAGCGGGCAGCGUCCGGCUCGCUAUGCGGAUGAAGCUAUGCUGGCUGGUCCUGUCGUUCGCUGUGUGCGGUGACCUGGUCUCUGGACAGCCUCAGGGCAACUCGUCGUCAGUAUCGGCAACAGACGUCGCCGAUCGUCACAGGAGUCGGCGGGAUGCCGGCAGCUGCUUCUACAAUGGCGAGAUGUACCGGUGCUUUUUCUCCAUCACCUGCAUAUUCUCCGGAGGGAAGCUGAUGCCCGGCUGCGGCAGUCUGCUCUACUCGUGCUGCGUUCCGGAGUCAACCAAGCGGCACAGUGGCACGCGCCACGACCGCGGCUUUCGGUUUCCCUCGCUGCCGCUGACGGUGCCCCGGCUGCCGCCGCCGCGGCUCGUCUUCCGUCGGCCGCCGCCGCAGCAGCGCGGCUUCGGCACGCGCCACUUCUCCGGCCGCCGGCCGCGGCCGCCGCCGUACCACCUCUCUGCCCCGGCGCCGACCAGCGCGCCGCCGCCGCCGCCGCCGCCGCCGGCCUCCCGAGCCGACGGCAACUACAGGCGAUCGCACGGCGACUUCUCGACACGACCGGCACUCAACGAGAUCGCCGGCCCCGUCAUCAGGGACCCCGAGUGCGGGGUGCCGCGGCCGAGCAUACAGAAGCGGAUUAUCGGCGGUCACGAGGCCAGUUACGGCGAGCUGCCCUGGCAGACGCACAUCCGCAUCCUGGGCUACCAGUGUGGCGGGGUGCUGGUCAGCAGGCUGCACGUGGUCACCGCCGCCCACUGCGUGCACAGGGCCGACCUGAAGGACAUCAAGGUGCACCUUGGCGAGUACGACACCAAGGACACGGGCUUCUACCCGGAGCCGUACCCGUCGGCGGUGCGAGCCGUGGCCGAGGUGCGCAUCAACCCGCGCUUCCACUACAUGCUCACCCAGCCGGACAGGUUCGACGUGGCCGUGCUGCGGCUGGACUUCCCGGUGGAGUACCGGCCCAACAUCCUACCCAUCUGCCUGCCGCCGGACCGGGCCGACUUCACCGGACAGGUGGCCGUCGUGGCCGGCUGGGGCAAGACCGACAACUCGUUCAGUAAGACGGGCACCAACAUUUUGAACAAGGUGCCUGUACCGAUCAUCAGCAACCAGGAGUGUCUGCGGUGGCACUACCAGAAGCACAUUGACCUGCAGCUGCACGCCGAGAUGUUCUGCGCCGGCCACGAGACCGGCCAGAGGGACGCCUGUCUGGGCGACUCUGGCGGGCCGCUGAUCGUGCUGCACGGCGGCCGGUGGACGCUGGCCGGCAUCACGUCGGCCGGCUUCGGGUGCGCCGUCGACCACCAGCCGGGCAUCUACCACAAGGUCUCCAGCAGCGCCGACUGGAUCCGCGACAACAUCCGCGACUGAUGGCGCUGCCGGCCGCACUGCCGCGGUGCCGCUGAGCGCUGCCCGCCGACCGCACUGCCACUGAGGGCCCUCAUGGGCCGGGUCAGACGGCCGCACUGAGAGCUCUCAGGACCAAGUUGGACGGCCGCACUGCCACUGAGCGCCCUCAGGGCCAGGUCGGACGGCCGCUGAACGCUGUCAGGGCCAGGCCGGACCAUUAGUGGUCCAGAUGGCAUGGUGGGUCCUCUGCGGUACAAAGUAGAACGGUUCAGGGACAUUCUCAUCACGUGCAGAACGUGAGGAAUGCGUCGGAAACAGGGAUUCGUAACCCGGGAACAUCCUGAAGACCUGAGCACACUGAAGGAUGGUUCCCAGGCCGCAGGCAGAGGAACCAUCCCAGGCCGCUUGGCUGGUGUGGUCCAGCGAUCUCUGGCGGUAGCCGGUGUCUUGUGACGUGACUUGAUGAGAAGUUACGGUGCUAUUCCAGAGCUGGUGACGCUCGCUGCUUAGGAAACUCGAUGUCGCGGCAACAUGUUCGGGAAUUCGCCGCCCUGACUUCGUUACGAGUUCGCUCCUCUCACCGCGACCCGUGUUACCUAUGUCGAAUAUAGCGCAAUUGUUGAACUGACGGUGAUAUUCACCAGUUGGUGCACCGUGAAAGGAGUUACCUACUGUUGGCCGGAAUAGCGAGCACUUUUGUAUCGGAGACAACGGAUCGUUACGGUUAGCGCGCGGUAACGGCUGAGGAGAGGCUGCACACUGAUUCAUCUGCACAUACGGCCCCGCACACUCGAUAUCCAGCACUGGCGCGCAAUCGGUGGUAUAGGAACACCUGCAGUUUGUUAUUACGAGGCUCCGAUUCCGAGUUGAUCUCGCUCUCAACUCCAAAUGCAUUACAAAUUGUCGGAUGAGAUAAAAUCUAGCAAUAUGAGUCACGGAGUGCACAAUCUGAUAGAUAUUGUACUGCGGAGAGGCAGCAUAUCAAAUGCUGCACACCGUGUCGAAGCUGUUUUUAUCCGUGUUCUAUGCACGCUGCACCACUGAGUGCACCGAGCAGCACCGCUACUCGCUGGCACGGCACCGCUGCUCCGGUAACGAUCGGGAAGGUCCUAUGUACGUGUUUAUGCAGAGCCGCGGGAAUUCUGGUGGAACGAUGAGUGUAGUAAGUAGUGCUAGUGUCGGGACGCUGUUGCGCUGUCAGUGUGCUGCCGAUACUGGGUGUCAUGUGACGCCUGCUUUGCGCAGUGAGUGUCGCCGGGUGACACAAGGUUACCGAAAAGUAUCAACAGAGGUCGGCCCGGCGGAAAGCGCUGUAUAGGUUACCAUUAGCAUUUUGGGGUCCAAAUGGGUGAUCGGACCUUGCUCGUACGAGGAACCCGAGAUUACUGAGACUGCCUUAUUUUAUUGGAAGCUUUAUGACAAUGAACUUUUGAUAAAUACUGCCUUCCAUUUACUCAUCUGAAUGCAACGUAUGUACGUGAAUCAGGGUUCGGUUCUGCAUGUCUUAACAAUUUUAGAGUUCGGGAUGGCUGCAACAAGCCGCUACCUGAAUUCAGCCAUGUUCGUACCGCGCAGUGUCUGUUGAUGUUUCACUGCUGCUGCCGUGUGUCUGGCGCCGUCGCGACGGUCGCCGUAUGCCUGCUGAUGAGAACGGUAUUUACAUUGUUGUACGUUAGUGGUGUGACGUCGCUGCUGUUGGCGCCGCUGUUGGCUCGUUGUGGAUUGUUUCGAACUCCUCGGGCGGGCUCCGCGCUGGCGACAGGCCCGCUGCGGGGACGGGGUUCCAGUGACUACGCAGUCUUUCCUGGUAUAUCGCCUGAUCGAUGUUUAGAGUCGGAUCGCUGGACAUGAUGACGUACAAUACAUGGAAGGUUGUACCAACUACCAACCCAAACAGCCCGGCUUUGAUU